AUGUGUGCGAGUUUGUGCGCAUGCGCAAUUUGUCGUGGUUGCGUCGCUUGGCAACACAACAGAAGAACAGGCAACAUGGCAGCUUUCUCAAUGGUGAAUCCUCUGGCGGCUCCAAAGGGAGUGAAGUUGGCGUGCGAGCUUUGCCAGAAGCCAGCCCGUCUGCAGUGCAACGACUGUCGCGUCACCUACUACUGCUGUGAAGGUCACCAGUCUGAGGACUGGCGAGCCAUUCACGAGAAGAUCUGCGGAGUCCUGAGCGUCCUCCAUGGUCCUCAGCCCCACUCUGGGACUGGGGAGGAGAGAUCUCACCACCAACACCAGCAAACCCUGCGAAAGAAGCACAUAGUGGGUGUGGCUCUAGAGGAAGGGAGAAGAUUGCUGUAUUCAGGCCAAGCCUCUCUCGCCAUACCUGCUUCUCUACAGGUUUAUUACACCAUUACGCAGCAUGGCAUACACAAUAAUUGUGAAAAGUGUGGCAUGUAUUCUGCAAUAUGUUAUGUAUUGCAGGCUGUGCGCUACCUAACUGAACUCGGGUCUUUGGAAGUGGGCGGGGCAGAAGGUGUAGUUGAUAUCGCUCCAGCUUAUCUGAUUUUGUCGGAAGCUGCAAUUCAGCUAGGUCGGCUGUCAGAGGCAGAGCAGUAUCUCUCGCAGGUCCAGUGGCUGGUUCUCCAAUCUCCCACCUCUCCUCCCUCUCUCCUUGCCUCUCUCAGUCGCAACCUUGGCCAACUGGCUACUGCUAGAGGCAGACUGGCUGAGGCACGACGCCACUUCGCAGAAGAUGUGUACCAGAGUAGUGUGGCUCACGGAACGGAUUCUCCCCAGGCUGCCGGUGGCUACUUCCACAUGGCAUCCGUCUUCUUCAGAGAAGGUCGACCUGACAUCGCCACCUCCCUACAUGACCAGGUGAUAGAGGCAUGGCAUGGUCAUCUCUCUCAACUGCUGACCAACAAAACCACACCCCAUUCUCACCUACUACUAGACGCUGGCAUGCAGGCUGAAGCCAUGUUCAUCCUCCAGUCAAUAUAUGACCUCCGACAAAGGUCAACACAAGCUCCACCCACUCCUCUACUUCUACACACGCUGGCUCUCCUAUACCACGUUGCCGGGGACAACAGACUCGCUGUGGAUGCCCAACAGAAAGCAAUUGACCUCUGCAAACAUGACAAUGACCUAUACCCAUCGUUCCAAACAUUCAUGGACACCCUAACAAAAUUAAUCAGCAUAUCACCAUAGCAACAAAUCCUUAAAUAAUACUACAACAGAGAAUGAUGGUGGUCAACUAAUAAAUUAGGCAAUGCUAAAAAUAGACUAAUGUGUCAUUAGUCGUCAUGUGACUCAGUGGGUGUGGCUUCAUUCUCCAUCUUUUCCAGUUCUAUUGCUGGGGUUAGAGAAAAUAGGGAUUACAUCAUUGACACAGAGAAUGAGGGUCAAAGGUCAGGACGGAGUGUAAGACAAGGUCUCGGGUUUGAGUGAGGUCAGAGUUCACCGCCUGACGUCGCUCUAUCUCCAGCACUAUGUGAAGGGAAGGGGGAUGUACAUAUUGUGUACAUUAUAAACUGCUGCAGUGUAUAUACAUGUAUUAUGUAUAGGAAACAUUUUCUUCAGAUGGCAAAUUUGUAGGUGUGGAGGUUGGCUCACCAUCAGCAGAAGGUAGUUUGUUCUUAAAGAUGGUGUCAACUGUCAUCAGUAGGGAACGAUCAAAUUCCAACAGCUCCUCAAUAACCUUUGACCUUCUCUCCCUGGACAGCUCUGUGGAUUUGAACAGGGGUACCUCUUACAAUUACAUCAUUUCCACGACGACUACAUCUUUGUAAACUACAACAAAUAGCCUCAGGCAAUUUACAUUCCUAAAGUUUGCUAACGGUAGCAUGAAUGGAGCAGUGGACACUCGGCACCUCUCACAUACCGUUUGUAACAUUUUCCUUAUUUGGACUCUAUUAUUAUACUCCGUAUACCGCCGUACAAUUCCAUGGUCCUUAUUUGGAGGUUCCACAGGUAGUACAGUGGUUUCCCUCACCUUCAAUGUCGGGAAGUGAUUGCCUGACGACAGUCUCCACGUGGUGAAGAUUGCCCCGCGAGAACCUCUCCACGGCUGUCCUGAUUGCUGGGUGGAGUCUGCGACGAGGAGGGGAGGAGGGGAGAGGAGGGAGAGGGGGAGGGAGGGGACUGGCAUUGGCAGGACUCAUGGCAUUCUCGAGACUUGAUGACAUUCUCUUCACCUUCCACCUGCCCUGAACCACAUCUGGUAAUGAGAGAGUGUAAAAGAACUGAUGGAUCACACACACACACACACACAC
Messenger RNA from Geodia barretti, 2297 nucleotides. Lineage: Eukaryota; Metazoa; Porifera; Demospongiae; Tetractinellida; Geodiidae. The record is from the annotation of a GenBank genome assembly.